Vigna unguiculata (cowpea) is the source of this 1571-nucleotide messenger RNA. Its product is annotated as ethylene-responsive transcription factor ABR1-like. Gene Ontology annotation, biological process: ethylene-activated signaling pathway; regulation of DNA-templated transcription. Gene Ontology annotation, molecular function: DNA-binding transcription factor activity; DNA binding. NCBI's taxonomy places the organism in Eukaryota, Viridiplantae, Streptophyta, Magnoliopsida, Fabales, Fabaceae. The record is from RefSeq and is a predicted model, not a curated record.
AAAAUUAGAUGUUGUGGAAUAAACUAUGGACGGUGAUGGUCCCCGGUUUGGUUUUGUAUAAAACGUACGGCAUGAUGUACGCAUAGAGAAAUUGGAUUUGAAAACUUGAUCUGGUCGUGAAAGUAACAUCGUUUAGAUAUCCAUGGAUAAAAUAAAUUAAGAUAUUUUUUGAAGUCGGCCGUCACUACUACUGUUACCUUUUUUUCUGAGCACCGUCAACUUGGUUCUCUCCACUCAAAGGCAACCAGUUUUCAGGUUCACACCUUCACCCUUUGACCUCCAUCUUUUCAACUACUUGCAUUGUUUUUGUAUAAGUUACUUCUUCUUUUGUUCCAUAGUUUAAACACUGAGGAGUCUUGGUGGCGGCCAUAACCAGUUCCAAUUUUUGGUUGCUACGAAGGGUUAGGUUAAAAAUUACAGAGGUGAAGUUGUAAGUGUAAAUAUGGCGAAUGGUAGAGAACAGGGUAACGAGGGUGAAGCGGGAGACUAUCGUACGCUGUCAAUGCCGAUGAUGUUUUCGGGGUUGGAUAGGGAGAGGGAGAUGUCAGCCAUGGUCUCUGUUUUGACUCAAGUUGUGAGUGGAGAUGAACAUAGUCAUGAUCACUCCAUUCUUCAUCAAAACAUUGACAACAAUGGAAACGGAGGUGGUGAUGGUCUUACUAUUACAUCGAACAUAGAUUCUGGUUCCAUCACAGCAUCUUCUGCAUCUUCAUCUUACGGUGGAAACUCUGUUCUCAAGAGAAGGAGGGAAGUUGAUACAAGUGAUCCUCCAGGUGGAACUUCUUUCCCUGCUAUUUCAACAUAUGGAGUUGGCGAAAGUUCAAGCAGGGUGUACGAUUACGAGUACAGGGCAGAGAGGAUGGGAGUGGGAGAGGAACCAAAGAGGAAAUACAGAGGAGUGAGGCAGAGGCCAUGGGGGAAAUGGGCUGCGGAAAUAAGGGACCCAUUCAAGGCUACCAGAGUCUGGUUAGGAACAUUCGAGACUGCUGAGGAUGCAGCCAGAGCCUACGAUGAAGCUUCCUUACGUUUCAGAGGCAACAAAGCCAAACUCAACUUCCCUGAAAAUGUCAGGCUCAGACACCCAUCACCGCAACCACCACCACCACCACCCACCCUUUUCUCCAUUCCGUCUACAACUCAACCCAUUGUUCACACUCAGCCUCAAGCUCAGAGUUCACGUGAUUACGGCAACUUUUACGAAUAUUGUUAUUCGCAUGUUCAUGAGUUUCCCGUGAGCCUCUAUGACCAGGUUGCCGUCUCAUCACCAUUCUCUGCGGCGGCUUCUCAUCUUCAAUCUUCACCUUCCUAUUCUUCUUCCUCAACUAUCACUUCUUCCCAACCACCUCUUCCUUCUACUUAUGCCCCUGCUUACACUAAUACCUCCCACCCUUCCGCCUCAUAGUUAUAUAUAAUCUCUCCCUUAUUCAUUUGUUUAGGACCAUAAUUACCAAUAAUUCACCACGUUUGUGAAAUAUUGUCACUAUCUUUGUGGGAAAUCCCUUCCCAACAAACUUUUAUUUAACACGUGUAUUAAAAUUUAAAACUCCAUUUUAAAUAAUUUUGACAUGAAA